Neurospora hispaniola is the source of this 3195-nucleotide messenger RNA. Its product is annotated as WD40-repeat-containing domain protein. Gene Ontology annotation, biological process: tRNA methylation. Bases 331 to 2922 code for a protein of 863 amino acids. Gene Ontology annotation, molecular function: protein binding. The record is from RefSeq and is a predicted model, not a curated record. NCBI's taxonomy places the organism in Eukaryota, Fungi, Ascomycota, Sordariomycetes, Sordariales, Sordariaceae. Gene Ontology annotation, cellular component: cytoplasm. The transcript has a single exon.
GGUGAGGGGAAAAAGUUCGAGGUCCUCUACGUCUUUACCGGCCAUGAGGGGUCUAUCUUUGGGGUUUCCAUCUCGCCGGAGAUUUCCCUUUCUAAUGGCGGUCAAAAGAUCAGACUGCUAGCUAGCUGCAGCGAUGAUCGGACGGUGCGGAUAUGGGAUAUCACCGAUUCGCCGACCAGGGGUACCUCUAUUCUUACAGAUGGUUCUGGAGAAAAUGAUCACUCAAAGAGAACAUUGGGAGAAGCGAGAGAGACUGGGUUCGGAGGACCCAACAACUCGGAAGUCAAGGUCGAAAACCAAAACGACAAGGCGAGAUGUCUUGCUGUGGCUAUGGGUCACGUAUCGAGGAUUUGGCAGGUGCGGUUUACGGGAAGGACGCAACAUGGGGAUGGAAGUCCGAUUGAGAUCCACUCGUUCGGUGAGGAUGCGACGAGACAGAGGUGGGAGUUAACGCUGGAUCAGGCAAAGUGGAAGCAGGCGCUGGAGAGGGGCUACAGUGGUGAACAAGACAUUGCUGGGUCGUUUGGCACGCUGAAGAACUGCGGGAUUGUGAGUUGUCAUAAUGGCAAGAAUAUGUGGUCGACGGCGGUGUCGGGGGGUGAUGGACUGCCGACGUUGAUUGCAACGGGUGGAGCGGAUGGAAAGAUUACGAUGGCUGGUGAUCAGGUGGUCAGAAAUGGGGAGCAAACGUAUAGGGAUAUUGACGUUACGCUGACGGUCGAGGAUGCCAUGAGGGUUGCUGAAGGGGUUGAAGAGGACUCGACUGCGCCGGUGGAAGGACAAAAGAAGAACACGGUCAAAAACGGGUUUCAGAGAUACGCCUUUCUGUCUGAGAACACGCUUCUCGCUACGACGUCGUCUGGGAGGCUCUUGCAUGGGACGAUAGGCGAAGGCCUCACCUGGAAGAAUGUUCACCUUUCGGAGACUGUUCUCGCCGACCUCAAGUCCUACUACGUCGUCAAGAGCCCAGUUCAGGGGACCGCUAUCCUCGGCAGUUCCAGUGGUAAAGUCUACCUCUUCCUUGAAGACGGCCACAAAGUCAAAGAACUCCACGCCUUCCCCGGCAAGAUCUCCGAUAUCCUCCUCAUCGAAGGCGCUCAAGAGACCCUCCACAAAGACCAACCCGGUGCCUGGACAGUCAUCAUCACCGUCCUCGGCCUCGACCACGCCCUUCUUAUGACUUUCGACCCCUCCACCUCCUCCGUCACCGUCGACCCGCGCAAUAUCUGCCUCUCCAGCGACGACGUAUCCCCCUUCAUUGCCACGGCCGCUGCCUUUUGCGGUUCGAAACUGAUCCUCGGCUCGCGCGUCGGUGCUGUGGCUGUCUACAAAUCGACACCUGACGCUUACACCCUCGAUUACUCCCGCAAGGACGCGCGUACCAAAGACGCAGUGACCUGUAUCGUUCCGCUACCGGGUAGUUCGACCUCUUUUCUGACAGGCUGCCGCGAUGGUCGGUACAGGAUAUACACCCUCACUUCCACCACUAACUCAGCCACACUGCACCUCCAACACGAAAUCUCCCCUCCCCUCGGCAUGAUUGAAGGCGCCCACUUCAUCUCCUCCUCAUCUGGGCUAGACUUGAUCAUCCACGGCUUCCGCGGCAAGAACUUUGUCGUCUGGAGCGAGUCCACCCGUCAAGAGCUCACCACCGUCGAAUGCGGCGGUGGUCACCGGGCCUUUGACGUCGUCUUUCCCUCUUCUUCUUCUUCUUCUUCUUCUUCUGGUGGCUCUCCCGGUCCAUUACGAUUCAUCUUCACCAAAGCCUCUGCUCUGCGGUUCUACAGCCAAUCAUCCCCUCCUUUACGCACCCUGAAAGAAGGCGGCCACGGUCGCGAGUUGCGGGCCGUCGCUGCUUCUGUUUCUUCAUCCUCAGGGGAAGUAGGGCGGUAUGUAGCUACUGCUGCGGAGGAUACUACCAUCCGUCUGUGGCAGUAUCGGGACUCCUCUGCCCCUGUUGGGAAAGAAAAAACAGAAAGGGGUUUCAAACCGCUCGCGAUCCUGGAGAAGCAUAGUGCUGGUAUCCAAGCCAUGAAGUGGUUUGGCGAGUCGCACUUGUUGAGUAGCGCGGGGAAUGAAGAGUUUUUUGUGUGGAGGAUUACUAGAUUGGAAUCGGAGUACGAGGCGUUGGCGGUGGUUUGCGAGAGCAAGUACCCGGAUCGGUCGGCAGAUGGGGAUUUAAGGAUUGUGGACUUUGAUGUCCAGCGUUAUGGAUCACAAGGAGAGGAAAAGAUGCUUAUCAGCUUGGCGUUGAGUAACUCGACGCUGAAAAGCUACCUCUACUCAACCGACUCUCAGCAGUGGAAGUUGCUUGCCCAAGGCCGGUACACGGGUGCUUGUCUGACGCAGAUCCGGCACUUGCGCGUCGCUGACGCUGGUGAGGAUAUCCAGGUCCUGACUGCUUCGACGGACGGUCAUGUUGCUGUUUGGUCUACUUCUGCCUCAAGCGAGACCGAGACGGAAAAGGCAGAGUACCAGAUGGUUACCCUCGCCAAGGUCCAUCAGAGCAGUAUCAAGGGUCUUGAUCUCUCGUCGUCUUCAUCAGGCCAGAGCUGGCUGGUCAUUACAGGCGGCGACGACAACGCCGUCCACUUUACGAAUCUGCAGUAUUCUGCUGCUGAUAAGACGUACAAGGUGUUGAGCAGGUCGAGAGUCAAGGAUGCGCAUGCUGCUGGUGUGACGGGCAUUUGUACCGUUAGGGAGGAGGAUGGAGAGGCGGUGGAGGUGGCUAGUGUUAGCAAUGACCAGCGAGUGAAGCUUUGGCGGGCGGUUUGGCAGGAGGGAAGCGAAGAGCCGGUCAAGGUGACGCUGUUGGAUAAUCAGUAUAGCUCGGUGGCGGAUGCUGGGGAUGUGGAGGUGAUUAAGGAGGGGAGGGUGAUGGUGGGGGGAGUGGGCAUGGAGGUUUGGGAUUUUGGGGUUUAGAAGGUGUGAGUUGGUUUAGACAAAAGGGUAUAUAGAGUAUUGUUGUCAUUAAGUAGCACAUGAUUUGAAGCCAGGUCGAAGUUCUUCGUUUUGUUGUCUCUGCUGACGAUGAUAACGAUUUGGUUGGGUGUAUGCAUUUUGUCCACUUAUACGCCAGAGCACUAACAGUAGCGUCAGCUAUGCGAGGCCAAUUUCACGCAAGCAAGAUCUUCGAAUGUGAAGAAACUUCUUUACAGUUUCUAGAAGACAGGUUCAUUAUGAUUCAAGAUAUAU